UUCUUUCAUGUCUAAGUACCCAAACCCCUCAAUUCCAGAAAACUUGAACCUUGCAAUACGUUUCUUGUCGCAGCAAUUCCGCCACCACCGCAAAAAUUUCAGAGGCAAGAAUUCGCCACCAUCGGAGCUGUUCAAACUGCGGCAAAUUCACUCUCUCCUCGUCGUCUCUGGAUUUUCCGGCCACUCUCCAUUCCUCACAAGACUACUCCUUCACUGUGUGUCGCUUCCUUCCUUCCCUUCCGCCUACGCUUCCACCAUUUUCAGCCGAAUCCACCGCCCCAAUGUCUUCACCUACAACGCCCUCAUCGGGGGUUUCGGUUUCGACCCGGAAAAAGCCGUUUUCUUCUACGUUAAGAUGCGCCAAGAUGGCGUCUUUCCCAACAUGCACACAUUUCCUUUACUGCUCAAGUCCAAAACCCAGAUACCCUUUCAGAUUUUUGCGCAGUCGAUCAAGUUCGGGUUCGGUUCCGAUCGAUUCGUGCUAAACUCUUUGUUAUCGGUUUGGGCCAAUUGUGGGCUGAUUGAGUAUGCUCGCCAAGUGUUCGAUGAAAUGACGCACAGAGACGUCGUUGCCUACACUGCGUUAAUGGAUGGGUAUGUGAGAAAUGCUCGUGCUUUGCAAGCUCUGGACCUCUUUCUGGAGAUGAAAGUAAAUGGGGUGGGGGCGGAUGGGGGUGCUGUUGUCACCGCUCUUUGUGCUGCCGGAACUUUGGGCUGCGUUUGGGUUGGAAAAUGGAUACACGGGUUCUUUAUCGAAACGGGUAGGGUCGUCCGAGAUGUUUAUGUAGGCAGUGCUCUCAUUGACAUGUAUUCCAAAUGCAAUUGUAAUGAAGAUGCACUCAGAGUUUUUCGAAAUAUGCCUUACAGAAAUGUCGUUUCUUGGAGUGCUUUAAUAUCCGGUUACGUGCAGGGCGAUAGAUUUAAGGAAGCACUGCUUCUUUUCCAAGAAAUGCUAGUCGAAAAAAUCAAGCCAAGUGAAGCUACACUAGUAAGUGUCCUCACAUCAUGCGCUCACCUCGGCUCGUUGGAUCAAGGCGUGUGGGUCGAUAAGUACAUACACACACAUAAAAUAGAACUAAAUUCACCACUCGGGACAGCUUUAAUCGACAUGUACACCAAAUGCGGUUGCAUUAACGAAGCAUUUCGUGUAUUCGAAAGUAUGAAUUUCGUGGAUGUCUACCCAUGGACAGCCUUAAUCUUCGGACUAGCAAUAAACGGACAUGCUAUAACCUGUCUAAAUCUUUUCUCUCAGAUGUUAAGCAGUGGAGUCAAACCGAAUGGAGUCACUUUUAUAGCCGUUUUAAGCGCUUGUUCACACGGGGGUCUUGUAAACGAGGGGAAGGAAAUAUUCAAACUAAUGGGAAGUGUUUACGGUGUGAUACCGACCGUUGAUCACUACGGUUGUAUGGUGGAUAUUCUUGGUAGGGCGGGGAGGUUGAGAGAGGCGGCGGAGUUGAUCGGGGAGAUGCCGAUGGAGGCUAGUGGCGGUGUGUGGGGUGCUUUGUUCGGUGGUUGUGUGAAAUAUGGGGAUUUUGAGAUGGGGGAGAUUGUGGGGAAGAGGUUGAUUGAGAUGGAGCCGAGGAGGAGUGGGGGGUAUGUGGUUUUGGCGAAUUUGUACUCGAGAUUUGGGGAUUGGGAAAAGGCGGCUAAUGUGAGGAAGAAGAUGAGUGGAGUUGGAGUGGAGAAGGUGAAGGGGUGUAGCUGGAUCGAGUCGAACGGUGUGAUACGUGAGUUUGUUGCGUUUGAGAAAUCGGAUGCGGCUUCGGAAAGUGUGUACGAGGUCUUGGAUAGUCUUACUGCUCAGAUGCAGCAGAAGCUUCCUUUUGUUGUGGAAGAAGACUGUUUCUUGGAAAUUUAGAGCUAUUGAUAUCUGAGACAAAGUGGCCCCUCAACUUAACGGUCAACCCUCAAAUCUCUAACACCGUUAGUUUAUGUAGCGUAGUUAUCUUUUUACCCUUACAGUUAUAUGAUAUAUAUAUAUUUA
Molecule: messenger RNA, 1984 nt
Organism: Erythranthe guttata (spotted monkey flower)
Lineage: Eukaryota; Viridiplantae; Streptophyta; Magnoliopsida; Lamiales; Phrymaceae
Product: Pentatricopeptide repeat (PPR) superfamily protein
Biological process (GO): RNA modification
Molecular function (GO): protein binding; RNA binding
Source: RefSeq, a predicted model, not a curated record